GUUAGAGGGGGAGACACUGGGUGUCGGUUGGGAACUUUCAGACCAGACUCUGCUCUGGAGGAAGCUGUGAUCAGAAGCUGUCAGUUAAGGAUUUGGGGGUACCAUUGUCCGUUAAUUUAUUAGCCAUCCUGUCCAAGCAGGCUCUGGACUGUCCUGCUGUGGCUACUGCCACCGGUGGAACCGAGGUUCCCCAUUCUCUGGCAAAAAUGAAGGCGCUCACACUUCUCUUCCUGCUCGGCUGCCUGAUCACGGCAAACGAAGCAAAAAUCUUUAGCCGAUGUGAACUAGCCUAUAUGCUUCAUGAAGAAGGGCUGGAUGGGUAUGAGGGUUACAGCCUUGCCAACUGGAUCUGCAUGGCAUUCUUUGAGAGCGGCUUCAAUUCGGCAGCAGAGGACGACAAUGCAGAUGGCAGCACGGACUAUGGCAUCUUCCAGAUCAACAGCCGUGUCUGGUGCAACAACUACCGGAGCCCCACUGAGAACCUCUGCCACAUACCCUGCACUGACUUGCUGUCAAAUGACAUAACGGAUGACAUCGUCUGUGCCAAAAGAAUUGUGCGAGACCCACAAGGAAUGGAUGCCUGGGAGGACUGGACAAUGCACUGCAAAGGGCGAGACCUGUCUGAGUGGGUGGAUGGAUGUGACCUGUGAGAAAGUCACCAGCCUGGCUCUGCUAUGACUUCUCAGGGCUGUCUAUGUUUUCCUGAAAAGGGAGUGUUUCUCUCCCUCCCUGGGCACUUCUGGCAGUUAGUGUGUACAAACAAUCCAUUCCACAAACCAAUAGGAAAAACAAAAAACAACAACAAAUA
Messenger RNA from Mauremys mutica (yellowpond turtle), 808 nucleotides. Its product is annotated as sperm acrosome membrane-associated protein 3-like. Lineage: Eukaryota; Metazoa; Chordata; Testudines; Geoemydidae. The transcript is spliced from 5 exons. Gene Ontology annotation, cellular component: acrosomal vesicle; sperm flagellum. The record is from RefSeq and is a predicted model, not a curated record. The coding region runs from base 207 to 650 and encodes 147 amino acids. Gene Ontology annotation, biological process: fusion of sperm to egg plasma membrane involved in single fertilization. Gene Ontology annotation, molecular function: lysozyme activity.